Messenger RNA from Alosa sapidissima (American shad), 1057 nucleotides. RefSeq names its product CMRF35-like molecule 5. The transcript has 8 exons. Gene Ontology annotation, molecular function: transmembrane signaling receptor activity. The record is from RefSeq and is a predicted model, not a curated record. Bases 27 to 1001 code for a protein of 324 amino acids. NCBI's taxonomy places the organism in Eukaryota, Metazoa, Chordata, Actinopteri, Clupeiformes, Clupeidae. Gene Ontology annotation, cellular component: plasma membrane.
GGAAGAAGACUUACAGUACCUCUGAAAUGAAAACCUCCAUCAAGUUCACACUCCUCUCCCUUACUGUGUUGAGCUGUGUGAGGUGUGAGGAGAUCACAGUGAGAGGACAUGAGGGAGGAAAUGCUGUCGUCAACUGUCCAUAUCAGAAGGGUUAUGAGCCCUUCCCAAAGUAUCUAAGGAAAGGAGAGUCUAAAGAUGGUGUUGAUGUCAUCUUGUCCAGACCACGGAAAAAGUGGACCCACAAAGAGAGAGUGUCUCUGCAGGACAAGAAGGACAUACACAUCUUCACUGUGACCAUCCGUAAACUGACCCCAGAGGAUGCUGGGAUAUAUUGGUGUGGAGUUAAUAGAUGGGGGGGAGUUCUGCAUACUAGAGUGAAUCUCACAGUAGAUAGAAAGGCCAACAAACCAACACCAGCUGCCAUUCCCACAGUCAUUGCAGAGGUCACCACGGUUACUCUCCCCAACACACCAGUGUCCACCAUUAACACAACAACCAGAACGCUGUCCAACAUCACAGAGUCUGAGAGGACCACACACUUGCAGUCUGAUAAAAAGUCACCUACAUCAAGCGGCCAUCUAGCUGUGGGUCUUGUUGUUGUUUCCGUGGUGAUAAUUGCUCUGCUGGUAGUGACUUUUAGGCUGAUGAAGAGAAGAGCUGAGAAAAAAAGAGCUGACAGACCAUCGAGGCCUCUGUCCUCAGCUAGACAAUCAAGAGAGCGGAAUUCUGUCAAAGAAAAUUAUCCACAAAACUCCAACACCACCCAACCUGAUACAGUCUACCAGACCCUGAACCCCAACACUACACAACCUGAUACAGUCUACCAGACCCUGAACCCCAACACUACCCAACCUGAUACAGUUUACCACAGCCUGAACCCCAACACUACCCAACCUGAUACAGUUUACCACAGUCUGAAUCCCAACACCACCCAACCUGAUGCAGUUUACCAGAGCCUGAAACCCAACACCACUCAGCCUGAUAUAGUUCCCAAAGGCUGACCCCCAACACGACUUAACCUGAUGCCAUUGACCAACCUGAUGCUGUUUACCAGAGC